Messenger RNA from Amphibalanus amphitrite, 1936 nucleotides. RefSeq names its product cytochrome P450 3A11-like. The record is from RefSeq and is a predicted model, not a curated record. NCBI's taxonomy places the organism in Eukaryota, Metazoa, Arthropoda, Thecostraca, Balanomorpha, Balanidae. The transcript has a single exon. Bases 137 to 1672 code for a protein of 511 amino acids. Gene Ontology annotation, molecular function: monooxygenase activity; iron ion binding; heme binding.
GUCGCUACUACGCCUCAUCACAGAGCACCACGGGCUGAGGGCUCAUAAGAAGUGGACCCUGCUCUGCCAGCUGUUGAGCUCAUGUGGUGCCGUUGAUUGCAAGUGGAAAGAGCGGCCGUUUGUGAUUCGUGAAGACAUGUUGGGCUGGCUGGUGACAGUACCUCUGACGGUGGUCAGAUGGCUCCUUUCGCCAAUACCCCUGACCGUGUUCGUCUUGCUGAUGACCUGGAUCUACUACUUUAUGACGAAGAAGUUUGACUUCUGGAAGUCACGCGGGGUGAGUGGACCAAAGCCACGUUUUCCUUGGGGUACCGAGUUUGGGUCACCCUUGUGGGUUUCUCCGAUCGAGUUCGAGGACUGGGUAUACAGCCAGCAUGGCAGAAAGAAGUUUUGUGGCUAUUUUGAGUUUAAUCGUCCGGUUCUGUUUGUCAAGGACCUGGAGCUGAUCCGUCAUAUCACCAUCAAGGACUUCGAGUACUUUACUGAUCGACGUGAUCAAGGUUCGAACGAGACUCUGAAAGAUGCUGUCUCCAUUUUGAGAGGAGCUCGUUGGAAGGAGACUCGCUCGGUUAUGUCACCGUCCUUCUCGACAAGCAAGCUGAAGGCGAUGCAUCAGCUGACGCUGGAGAAUGCCAAGAAUCUGACGCAUUACGUCCUCCUGGACAUGGAAAAGAAGGGGGAGGUUGACAUGAAGGACAUGUUUGGACGCUUCACUAUGGACAACAUCGCCUCGUGUGCUUUUGGAGUCAACUGCAAUUCGUUUACAGAUCCCAACAGCACCUUUGCCACCAACGCUGCAAAGUUAUUCAACACUGAGCGUGCUGUCAUCAUGCGCUUCCUCAAGGGACUCGCUCUACCGGAAUGUAUCAUGAGCCGUCUUCCCGACCCGCUGGUUGAGUCUUCUCAGUUCUUCGCCGAUGUUGUCACCAGGACCAUACGCAGUCGCGAUAACUCCACACAUUCCGCCCCAGACUUCUUGCAGCUCCUGAUGGACACCAAGGACAAAGAAGGUAACCGCGUCCUUUCUACCAGCAGCAUCAUUUCUCAGUCUGUGCUGUUUCUGUUUGUCGGCUACGACACGACAGCCAGCCUGCUGACGUUCGCCGGCUACUGUCUCGCCACUCACCCGGAGGUCCAGGAGCGUGUCCAAGAGGAGGUGGAUGAGGCAGUGUCCAGGCACGGAGACCUCACUUAUACCGCCCUCCAGGAGAUGUCCUACCUGGACCGGGUGAUGUCCGAGACACUGAGACUCUACCCGCCGGCUACUCGGCUGGAGCGCGAGUCCACCAAAGAGUACACGCUGCCCGGCACGGACGUUCGCCUUCCCAUCGGCACCGUGGUGCAGAUCUCGGUGCUUUCCAUCCACCGGGACCCAGAGUACUAUCCGGACCCGCUGCAGUUCGACCCGGACCGCUUCCUGCCCGAGGCGAAGGAGCGUCGCCACCCGUGCGCCUACCUGCCGUUCGGCAGCGGGCCGCGCAACUGUCUCGCCAUGCGGUUCGCCCUGUUCGAGGCCAAGGUGGCGCUGGCAGAGCUGAUGAGGCAGAUGACGCUGAAGCCGACGGCCUGCACGCCGUCGCCACCCAUGCCGCUGGACAAGAUGGCGUUCCUCCUGACGCCAGCUGGUCGUAAAAUGCCGCUUAUUGCUGUCCCCAGGAGCAGCGCGGAGUGAAGUCUCUGCGCAAGUAGUUUGGAUGCUGCUAGUUUCGUGAAAUGUUUCGUGAUGAGAAUAAGCCGUUAUUCGUCAGAAUAGUAGCCAGUGGUUUUGGUGAGCUACUGGCAAUUGGCGCACAACCACUUGGCCCAAUGAACCUCGAGUUGUGUUGCUUUUUGUAGUCAAGUGUGAUCAGAUCUUUCAAAGUAAAGGGUUAGAGGCCUUUUGCGUUUUAUAACGGCUUGUGUAAUAUAUUACUUCCUUCGGUAAGAUUUUGUCAAA